CUCUCCCGCGCACCCCGGGCGGGCGCUCCUGCACGGCUCCUGUCUCUCCCAGCUCCCGAGCCGGAGCCCUGCUCCCACCGCGGCGCAGAGCCAGCCCCCGCACCGGAAGGGGAAGCGCCGCCCCGGAGGAAAGGCAAAGGCAGCUUUGCAUGAAGUUUGCUCGGGACAGAGUCUUCGGCUGAGCGGGGCAGGUUGGUCCACACACUGAAGUGCUCCUCAUGGUGUAACCGUAUUUAAGAUGGCAUUGUUCCUAUCUGCCUUCCAUCAGAAGGUCUUAGACUGGAACAAGGGAAUAUCAAGUUAAGUGGAAUUUUACUAUUACAGCACCUGAAGAUGGAAAGUUGGUCAGUUGAUGAAGUCUGCAACUGGUUGGUGCAGAGAAAUUUAGGAGAAUUAGUCCCUAAGUUUCGUGAGGAAGAAGUGAGCGGAGCAGCUCUUUUGGCUCUUAAUGAUCGUAUGGUGCAGCAGCUGGUGAAGAAAAUUGGGCACCAAGCAGUACUAAUGGAUCUGAUUAAUAAAUACCAGCAACAGAAUAAUGGACUAGAAUCUUUUACUUACAGUUGUGAAAUAACUCCUCCAAAGUCACCAGAAGCAAACAGUGGCACCAUGGGCGUCCAGGUGUUCAGUCCUUUUAGUCCUACGGAGCAGACAGGUUAUAUCUCUCCAACUGAAAAGUAUGAUGGUGGAUUAAUUGACCGAAGAGUGCUAAAGCAGAAAAAAAAUAUGAAACAUGUUUUUGCACGAUGUGAAACAGUACAGUGGACAAACUCAUAUGUUUUGCCAGAGUUUCCUUAUGAUGUCCAAUGCAUAUUAGAAGAAAGGAAAUGCCCUGACCACAGCAUGAGAAUAAGGAUUAUUGAAUUUUUACAGGCAGACAUGACAAAAUACCUGGAAGGAUCACUGUAUCCAAACAGUCAGCAGUAUAAUGUUGUCGUCAAUGCAUUGCUGCAGGCAUACCCGUUCCUUGAUGAGGAUGGGAAUGGCUUUUUGCUAUGGAAACGAGCCCUUAAAGAUCGCUUCAAAUAUGUGCGGAGACCAAUUGAAGAUGAUGAGCAGGUUAUAAGGAACAAAUGCAAGUUUGGUCACAGGCGAGGACAGACAAAGAAAUCUUCUGCUGAAAACAGAUGUGAUGAAAUCCAAAUGGUGCAAAUAAAAGAAGAGAUUGUUUAUCUUGAAGGACAUGACGCUGAGAUGGAUGAACACAUUGUCUGGUUUAAGCAAGAAUAUAUGAAAACAGAGAGGAACUGGGAAGAAGUUGAUAAAAGGAUGAACAAGACAUUAGAAAUGCGAAGAAAGAUGAUCAGUAACAAGGCACCUUUGAAAGAGAUUCUCCGACUGUUUCCUUUCUUAAGAUGUCCUUAUGAGCUUUUUAGGGAGUUCCAGCUCCUUACACACAUGGAUAUUUAUAAGAAAACAGUGGAAAUUUUGGAGAUUUAUUCAGGAAACAUAUUGACUUUGUACUCGGUGAGAAAUAAUCCAAUUAAUGUUCUGCUGCGAGAAAAUCUGAAACAGCACACAGAGGAAGAUAUUCUGAAAUAUAUGAAAAUGACUGCCACAUGCUUACUUCUACCAGAUGUCUUUGGAGAUGAUUCCAGUCUGUUCACUGCUGUGAAUGAGGAGGUGAAGGUGUUGACACCAGUCUUGGAAGUAAAAAAUCCCUUCAGUGUUAAUACAUGUGAGUUUGCUUUGUACAUCGAAAAAGAGAAACUGGCCCAGCUGGAUGAUUGUACUAUGGCUCUAGCUGCUCUGUUGGCUGCAUUUCAUGUGUUCGGCAUCCAGUAUCCAAAAAGGAUCCACAACACAUUUCACUUUCUAGAAUCACUGAUUUUGGAGAUGAAAAGUCCACAAUCCCUCCCAAAGAAGGUAAAGAGAAAACUGGAAGAACUUGAAUGUCUGAACAUUUAAUGAUGUCCAAAACACUUGUCUCAGGGGAAUGUCUUUUGGAGCAGUUGACUCUUUGUCAGAAGAAAUCGUUUGUUGUAAAGAUAAGUUGGUGUAAUUCUUUCCAGUGGAAUUGUAUUAAUAUUUAUAACUCAGCAAUUUUUUUUAUUGUACUGGCUGCUUUUUUAGUUUUGAAAACAUGAGCAUUUUCAUUAUUUUCAAUGGAAAUUCUAGAGCAACUUUAGCCUUACUUGAAAAAAUAAAAUUUUAUAAUUAGA
Chelonia mydas (Green sea turtle) is the source of this 2159-nucleotide messenger RNA. It is a transcript of the gene SAMD3, whose product is annotated as sterile alpha motif domain containing 3. Lineage: Eukaryota; Metazoa; Chordata; Testudines; Cheloniidae. The transcript is spliced from 12 exons. The record is from RefSeq and is a predicted model, not a curated record. Gene Ontology annotation, molecular function: protein binding. Bases 334 to 1905 code for a protein of 523 amino acids.